UAUUGAUUACUUCAAAAAAAGGGGUCAAAGAUCAUAUAUUAUAAAUGAAUCCUAUUCAAUGAUUUAUUAUAUAAUAGUUAUAUGACAUUACAUUUACAUUUAGUUUAUCUUACAAGGGAAAUUACAUAAAUUGUGUUAUUCGAGUGUCUCUCAGUGUACAUCUCUUAGAUUCAAAAUAAGAAUAACUUUUAAUGAAACAAUCAAAAUGAAUGAAAUCUUCACAGCAUCUAUUGGUGAGACACAGACUAUCCAAAAAUCAAUCAACAACUUGGUAAAUACUAGAAACCAACAACACCAAAUCACUAUGAUAGAUGAGCAGUCACUGAAUUCUCUGCCUAUCGGAAUGAAUCUAUCCCAAGAAAUGCUAAAACUGGUCAUGGCUUUAUAUGCUCUGAAACUACCAAUUCAUUCGAUGCACAAAGAUAGUAAAGCUACUCAGACUGAAGAUCUAACAGAUACAUCACUUAUCUCAGGUUAUACUGGACUAUCAUCAAGAUGUGUGAGUAUUUCACAAAUGGCCGCCAGUAUAUUCAGUUCAGAUACAAAAAAUUCAAUGAAUGAUAGUCAACAAAAUAAAUCAUGUCCAUUUAUUCGAGUUGUAACGCAUAAAAAUGGUAUACUCGUUCAUUUAGGCCAACUGAUCAGUAUAUCUGAGGAUCAGAGAUCAUUUAUUAUGCGCAAUGUGAUUAGUUUCGAUCCGUUAAGAGUGAAUGAACGAAAAAUUUCAACAUUAAAACCAGCGGAAAUUCUUGCCCUCACUGAAUCCAAACUUCAAAGUCAACAUGGUAAAAGAGGAAAUUUAUUAUCUGAUUAUUUACAAAAUCAUAUGAUGUUUAAUGUUACAGAGAACUCAUCGUGCGAGAACAACAAGCAAGUGAAUGUAUCAGAGCAAAAACACGAGGCACUGCACGGUCCAUUACUUAUCACUCCCAGCGAUGUUUUUAUUCGUUUAAGCGAAGUACGUGAGUUAAGCAUUGUCCCAGUGAUUCGCUUUGACCACCCUAAGAAAAUGCGACAGACCAGCUUGAAGCGUGAAUUUAAAGGAGCAACUGAAGUCAAGCAAUAUGGCCUUAGUCAAGACAUCGUUAAUACAAGUAAAUUGUCAGAGAGUACAAACAAGGGGUCGGAUUCAUCAUUACAGUGUAAUGAGUCUACAGAUAUUGCCAACAGCUCGGAUAGUGUUGACCCAUGUAACAAUACUGGUCAAUUAUGUGCAGUGCUGACUGACGGCUUUUCUAAACAAACGGAAACUGACCAGAAAUGUGGCAAGAAGUCUUCAUUGAAGAAAGCAAACAACAAGAUGGAAGAGAAAGUUGAAAGAUUAGAAGAAGGAGGAGAAAAGUCAGACUCUUCGACGAAGCAUUUAAAAUUUUCCGAAAAUAGAUCUACCGCACAAAUAAAAUGCAACAACUGUAGGAAUUGUAACAACAGCCAAAGUGUCCAUCGAAAUCUACCACGACAAGUCCCGAUAGGACAGAAAGAAGUAGGUGAAGCAAAACCACUGUCUGUACACAAAACAAAAGGACGUAACAAGUCUGCAGAAGGUAGAAGGCGACGAGGACGACGUCUUCCGAACAAGCAAAGAUAUUCGGAGGGUGACGGGAAAACACAAUCUAAAUCUGUCAAUAUUUCCAGUUCAUCAUUCUUGAAAUGUCCAACAUCUACACCACAUUUAACAAAUGGUCGUUCUGAAACAUCAUCAAAAUGGUACGACGAUGGUAUUGUAUCGAUAACAAUUCAUCAGUCAUCAACAAAUUCAACUAUGAAUCAUUCACAUAGUUUAUUCAAAUCAAGACCGAGAUCCCCAGUGAAAAAUCGCAGCUUGAAAUGAAGGAAAUCCAGUUGAUGAAGAUCAGUCAUCGCUUGUAUCUCUUAAUUUAACAUUUACUCUUGGUCUGUCGAGAUUAUCAAAUGUGUUCCAUUUAUCUGAUUUUCAACAAUACAGGAGUCUGAUUAUA
Messenger RNA from Schistosoma rodhaini, 1958 nucleotides. The record is from the annotation of a GenBank genome assembly. Lineage: Eukaryota; Metazoa; Platyhelminthes; Trematoda; Strigeidida; Schistosomatidae.